Penicillium argentinense is the source of this 1434-nucleotide messenger RNA. RefSeq lists its product as uncharacterized. The transcript is spliced from 2 exons. Lineage: Eukaryota; Fungi; Ascomycota; Eurotiomycetes; Eurotiales; Aspergillaceae. The record is from RefSeq and is a predicted model, not a curated record. The coding region runs from base 1 to 1434 and encodes 477 amino acids. Gene Ontology annotation, molecular function: oxidoreductase activity.
AUGGUUUCAACUACAGCUGCUUCGACGUACGCCGAUAAGGAUGGCUUGCGCACUCGGUUUGCAGCGGCCAUGUCCAGUAUGUACCGCAGUGAGGUACCACUUUACGGUGACUUGAUUGAGAUCGUGCGCGAAACCAAUCAGAGCGUGCUGAAUGCCACCAACGCAAAAUCUCAAUCAAUUGACGCUACUGGCAUCAAGGCCAACAUCGAGCGCCUUACUCAAGAACGACAUGGUGCCAUCCGCCUGGGUACCCCUUAUGAACUCCGAACAAUUAAACGGAUAUUUGAAGUUCUGGGUAUGCAUCCAAUCGGAUACUAUGAUCUUUCAAUCGCGGGACUACCGAUGCAUGCAACCUGCUUUCGCCCUUUGAGAGUCUCAAGCCUCGACACAAACCCUUUUCGAGUGUUCACUACUCUAUUGCGUCCUGAGUUACUAGCUUCGGAAGAAGCCCGUCAGCUAUCAUUGGAGUUGCUUGAGAAGCGUAACAUAUUCAGCACUUUCUUGUUGAAUCUCCUCGAUGUGGCAGAAAAGCAGGGUGGGAGGCUCAAGGAAGAGCAAGCGGAAACCUUUAUUCAAGAGGCUUUAACCACUUUUAGGUGGCAGUCUGUCGCUGCGGCUACUUUUGAUCAAUAUCAGAUCCUGAAGGCCGAACAUCCAAUUCUAGCGGAUAUUGCAUCCUUUAAAAGUGCACACAUCAACCACCUCACUCCUCGAACUCUCGACAUUUCAGCAGUUCAUUUGCGUAUGAACAAAGCUGGCAUGGCUGUCAAAGAUGAUAUUGAAGGCCCCCCGCUCGUGAAUGCCCAGCAGAACGAGAACCAGGGCACGGAUUUGUCUGGGUCUCAGGAGCUCAUGAUUCAGGCCAGUCACAAGGCGCGUUUUGGGGAGAUCGAAGAACGUGGUGCCGCGGUCACUCCAAAAGGCCGAGAGCUUUAUGACAGAUUACUCCAGGAAUCCAAAAGGCAAUCCGCGGGGGUCACAGUCUCCGAAGCUAAUGCUAUUACCACCAAAGUUUUCAAAGACUUUCCCGAUACUUGGAAGGACCUUAGGCAACAGAAUCUGAUAUACUGCGAGUUCCACGUAAAACGAGUUGCCACUAUGUCAUCGUUGGAUCUGAAAGAUGGGCCUAUUCUGGAACAGUUAAUUUCCAUGAACAUCGUGGAUGCUGUGCCCAUCACAUACGAGGAUUUCCUCCCUUUCUCCGCAGCAGGAAUUUUCCAGUCAAACUUACAGACAGACAAUGUGUCAAAAUGUGCGUCAAAGUGUUCACUUGACGUGAGCCAUUCGGUGGCAGACUCGACGGGCCUAGAGAAAGCCAUGGGUACAAAGAUUUCGGAUCUGGAUACAUGGUACUCUGCUGUGCAAAUGAAGAGUCUUGAAGAAGUCGGGAAAAUCCUUGGAUUGAACUUGUGUGAGCUUAUGCGAAACAAUUAA